This is a messenger RNA of Eremothecium gossypii ATCC 10895, 1818 nucleotides long. It is a transcript of the gene UTP5, whose product is annotated as Utp5p. Bases 1 to 1818 code for a protein of 605 amino acids. NCBI's taxonomy places the organism in Eukaryota, Fungi, Ascomycota, Saccharomycetes, Saccharomycetales, Saccharomycetaceae. Gene Ontology annotation, molecular function: protein binding. Gene Ontology annotation, biological process: maturation of SSU-rRNA from tricistronic rRNA transcript (SSU-rRNA, 5.8S rRNA, LSU-rRNA). The record is from RefSeq and is marked provisional. Gene Ontology annotation, cellular component: nucleolus. The transcript has a single exon.
AUGGCCAGCGCGGUAUUGUACUCACGGUUUAGCCCGGAUGGGGCAGAGUUGGCAACGGUGACGGCGGCGCUAGGACAGGAGCGCGUCGCGGUGGUUAGUGUGGGCGGCGCCCGUACAGACGCCUGGGCGCCGGUAGGCGCUGCGGGCGUGACCACCACGAGCCUGGGAUGGGUGCGCGUGGGGGACGCUGGGUUGGUAGCCGUGGGGCGCAGCGACGGCACGGUCGGUCUAUACAGCGCAGUGGCCAACCGGGUAGUGCAGGAGCUUGCGACUGGCGCCGCGGCGGGUGUGCGCGAUGUGCAGACGCGCGGCGAUCGCGCGCUCGUCCUAGCUGGCGGCGCGCUGUAUGAGUUCAGUCUGGAGGACUUUACACUUGUGCGGCAGCUGCGGCUUGCGGCUUGCGCUGAUGCCGGACGGCUUUGCGUGGUCGAUGAGCACCGGGUGCUGCUGGCGUCGCACACGGUGACGCUUGUGGACCUGCGCUCCGAAAGCGAGCUCCUAACGUUCCCAGGUCACCUCUCAGCGGUCACCACGCUGUAUAUGUUGGAUGAGGAGCAUUUUCUGAGCGGCGCUGCGGACGAUCGGUUUUUGAACGUGUACAAUCUCGAGACUGGUGCCACAAAGGCAGUACUUGUUGCGACGGCCAAUAUAGCACGUGUAUCGCACACAGGAUCGCGUGCAGUCGCAGUAAGCACAGAAGAGGGCCGCGUGGAGGUGUUUGCGGACCCGCUGGUCUCGACCGGUAACAAGCGGCGGGGCAAUUUAUCUAAGCAACCGACACACACGGUGCGCGUGGCGCGCGAUGGCUCUUCCGAUCCGUUGCCGCUAUUCAACUGCUACAUUAAUGGAGAUAUCGCAACUAUCGUAUGGCUGGAAAAUGCCACAGAGCCUCACUUUGAGCGGGUGCAGUGGGAGGCGCUCUCGCCAGCACACACGAUCUUCAAGGCUCGGCCGGCUACCAAAUCUGCCAGCCAUCGCUCCAAGUCUGGUAGCGAUGUCGCCGCUGCCAAGACAUACAAAGAGGGCAACGCUACCGUCACGUCUGGUGACAACUUCCGUCACAUACAGCAGCUCAUCGAUGAGCUCCAGCAGGCAGAUCUAGAUGGAUCAGAGAAUCAGGAGACCCUCCAAGAUAGGUUAUUGGGCGCCAAGCAGCCUCAAGGCAACAAAUCCUCUAAGAAGAACCAAACAGUCGGCACGCUGACGGUUGUCCUGUCGCAAGCACUGCAGUCCAACGACCAUUCGCUACUCGAAACCGUUCUGAAUACCCGCGACGAAAGGCUGAUUCAAGCAACCGUUACAAAGCUGAAACCGGCGCUGUCGGUAACGCUCCUGGAGCGCUUGGCCGAACGUAUUGCAAGACAGACGAACCGUCAGGGCCUACUAAUCGUGUGGUGCAAAUGGUGCCUCAUCGCGCACGGAGGGUAUCUAAUCACAAUACCAAACCUUAUCGCACAGCUGGCCUCGCUGCAUUCGACGCUAAAAAAACGCAGUGAGCAGCUACCACGUCUACAGCUCCUCGAAGCGAUGCUGAAUAGCUGUGUCGACGAUCUCGCCGUGAAGCGCUCCUCCUCUUUCGAGGACUAUACACCUACAGCUACCGUCUGGGAGGACGAGAAUGAGAGCGAUGUCGAGUACAACGAGGAAUUGGACGAUGCAGGACUUAUCGAGGACGGUGAACUCGAUGAAAGCGACGAUGACGACGAUGACGACGACGAGACUGCUGUUCCCGACGGAGAACAGCCUGCGGAGGCAGGCUUGGAAAGCAGCGAUGACGUAGAAGACGAGCACGGCUACAGCGAUGUGGAGACCCAUUAG